Electrophorus electricus (electric eel) is the source of this 3628-nucleotide messenger RNA. RefSeq names its product nucleoporin 93 (gene nup93). Gene Ontology annotation, molecular function: structural constituent of nuclear pore. The record is from RefSeq and is a predicted model, not a curated record. Gene Ontology annotation, cellular component: nuclear pore. Lineage: Eukaryota; Metazoa; Chordata; Actinopteri; Gymnotiformes; Gymnotidae. Gene Ontology annotation, biological process: poly(A)+ mRNA export from nucleus; protein import into nucleus.
GUUCACGCGGUGCAGAACCCGCGAGAAAGACUAGUUAGCUAGCCUAGCUUAGCCACUGUAACAUGAACGUGGCGUCUGAGGUAUAACUCAGAAACAGCUGCUUCGAGGAUUUCGGAAGACAACGCGGAGCUGGACAUGGACGCCGACGGCUUCGGGGAACUGUUGCAGCAGGCAGAGCAGCUCGCCGCCGAGACCGAAGCAGUGUCCGAGCUGCCGCAUGUGGAGCGCAACCUGCAGGAAAUUCAGCAGGCCGGAGAGAGGCUACGCUCCCGCACCCUCACACGGACCUCGCAAGACACAGCCGAUGUCAAAGCAUCUAUUCUCCUGGGCUCCAGGGGUUUGGACAUCUUUCAUAUCUCCCAGCGUCUGGAAAGCCUGAGCGCAGCUACAACCUUCGAGCCACUGGAACCAGUAAAGGAUGCAGAUAUCCAGGGUUUUUUGAAGAACGAGAGAGACAAUGCGCUGCUAUCGGCCAUCGAGGAGUCUCGACGCAGGACAUUCCUGUUGGCGGAGGAGUACCACCGAGAGUCCAUGCUGGUGCAGUGGGAGCAGGUGAAGCAGAGAGUGCUGCACACCCUCCUCGGCGCAGGAGAGGACGCGCUGGACUUCAGCCAGGAUGUAGAGCCCAGUUUCGUAAGUGAAGUGGGAGCACCUGGACGCAGUGCCCUGGACAGCGUGGAAGUGGCUUAUGGUAGACAGAUCUACAUCUUCAACGAGAAGAUUGUGAGUGGACAUGUUCAGCCCAGCCUGGGGGAUCUGUGUGCGUCUGUGGCCAGCAGUCUAGAUGAUAAGAAUGUGUCCGACAUGUGGCUGAUGGUGAGACAGAUGACCGAUGUUCUGCUGGUACCAGCCAAGGACACCCUGAAGAGCCGUGUGGCUGUAGACAUGCAGAUGGCUUUUGUUCGACAAGCGCUGGCGUUCCUGGAGAACAGCUAUAAGAACUACACCAUGGUGACAGUGUUCGGGAACCUCCACCAGGCCCAGCUGGGUGGGGUGCCAGGCACUUAUCAGCUGGUACACAGCUUCCUGAACAUCAAACUGCCUAGCCCUUUACCAGGCAUGCAGGAUGGUGAGGUGGAGGGUCACCCAGUGUGGCCUCUGAUCUAUUACUGCCUGCGAUGUGGAGACCUGUCUGCAGCCAUGCAGGUGGUGACCCGGGCCCAGCACCAGCUGGGAGACUUUAAGACAUGGUUCCAGGAAUACAUGAACAGCUCCAACCGCCGCCUCGCUCCGGCGACCGAGAACAAGCUGCGUCUGCAUUACCGCCGUGUUCUGCGCAACAGCGCCGACCCCUACAAACGCGCCGUCUACUGCCUCAUCGGGAAGUGCGACAUCGCCGACAACCACGGAGAGGUCGCUGACAAGACGGAAGACUACCUGUGGGUCAAGCUCAACCAGGUUUGUUUCGAUGACGACGGCAACAGUGCCCCGCAGGACAGGAUCACACUGGCCCAGCUUCAGAAGCAGCUCUUGGAGGACUACGGCGAGGCCCAUUUCUCCGCCAGCCAGCAGCCGUUCCUCUACUUUCAGGUGCUCUUCCUGACGGCGCAGUUCGAGGCCGCCGUGGCGUUCCUGUUUCGCGUGGAGCGCCUGCGCUGUCAUGCCGUGCACGUGGCCCUGGUCCUGCACCAGCUCAAGCUGCUGCUAACGUCGACAGGACAAAGCGCUCAGCUGCUGAGCCAGGAACCAGGAGACCCUCCGAUGGUCCGAAGGCUCAACUUCAUCCGUGUUCUCAUGCUCUACACGCGCAAGUUCGAGGCCACAGACCCACGUGAGGCACUGCAGUACUUCUACUUCUUGCGGAACGAGAAAGACAGCCAAGGAGAGAACAUGUUCAUGCGCUGCGUGAGCGAGCUGGUGAUCGAGAGUCGCGAGUUCGAUGUGCUUCUGGGAAGACUGGAAAAAGACGGCAGCAGAAAGCCUGGUGUAAUUGACAAGUUUACGGGAGAUACACAAGCCAUCAUCAGCAAAGUGGCCUCAGAGGCUGAGAACAAGGGUCUGUUUGAGGAAGCCGUCAGACUGUACGAGCUGGCCAAGAACCCUGAUAAGGUGCUGGAGCUCAUGAACAGACUACUGAGCCCUGCGAUCGCUCAGAUCAGCGCGCCACAGUCCAACAAAGAACGGCUAAAGAACAUGGCAUUGGGUGUCGCUGAGCGUUACCGCAGUAACGGCAUAACGGGAGAGAAAACGGUGGACAGCACCUUUUACCUGCUCCUUGACCUCAUGACCUUCUUCGACGAGUACCACGCCGGACAUGUCGACCAGGCGUAUGACGUGAUCGAGAGGCUAAAGUUGGUUCCUUUAAGCCAGGACAGUGUGGAGGAGAGGGUGGCAGCGUUCAGGAACUUCAGCGACGAGGUCCGACACAAUUUAUCAGAGGUGCUUCUUGCCACCAUGAACAUUCUGUUCACACAACACAAACGCCUGAAGGGGGUGACAGCAGGCACGGCGGGCAGGCAACAACGCCCCCUAGAGGAUCGGGAUUCGCUCCUACGCAGUCAGGCCCGGGCCCUGAUCACCUUUGCUGGGAUGAUCCCAUAUCGCAUGGCAGGAGACACCAAUGCUCGGCUUGUUCAGAUGGAGGUCCUGAUGAACUGAGAGUGGGAGACAGUGAGGGAGUUUGUGUGCGUGCACUUUCCUCUUUUCCUGGUGCGUUUGCAGAUCUCUUACUCCAUGCCCUGUUUCUCCCUCCGUCAUCCCCUGUGUGAAUUUGUAUUUGUAUUUUUUGAUAAUUUUGAAAUAAAAACCAUUGAACCUAAGUUUACUUUACUUUUGUUUUCAUUUUAUUUUCCCCUGUGCAAACCCAAGUUGCUUUUGAUUGCUUUUGAGUUCGAGGUAAGCCUUUUUGUCACACAUCGUCUCCUGUUGAAUCCAUUUGCUGCAUUUCAUCAUUUUGAAAGGGAAAGGACUUCUUCAUAUUCAGCUGUGCUUGGCCCAGCCUUGUUUAGGGUUUACCCUCCCGUUUUCUGCUCCAGGCGUCAAAUCAAAUGACCAAUAUCCCUUAAACAUAUUUUCCCUGAGCAUUUGUUGGUGCAUACAUGGUUGCCACAGACAUCAAAGGCAGUUUGUGAUUUCCUAAUGCAACCAAGGUGGUUAACCACAAACUAUCUGACUUGUGCCAGUUCACAUCAGGAGCUGCUGCGCUCUCAUCUCUAUAAGACCGGCAUCUAGAUCCCCAACAAAGCAUUGUAAUCUACAGCUCGUGCCUGCCGCUUCCCGUAGGUUCCUGUGAGGGUGUUUUAAAAAUCUGCUUCAAAGUGCCUACGCGCUGAAGUGGUUUUGUCUUUGUGUGUUAACCUGCUUUUUUUUGCCAGCGUGAUCCUCUGAAAACUUUCAGAAGUCCGAGGCUAGGAGUGUGUGAGGGGACCAGAGGUGUGUGUGCUGCAGCUGGUGUUGUGAAUCAGGCCGAUGCCACACGUCCACGAUAACCCGGCUAUUUCACAACACCAGGGUGGCCCCACACCGUUGCCAACGGCGACCAUCAUAACAAAGCACUCGGACGGACAACCUUUUCAUCUGGACCUGUGGGCUGUUAUAGACUUAACUCCUACCCUUCCACCCAUUUUUUUUUGUUUUGUUCUGUGUGUAAAAAUGAUUUUAUGUAAAAUAAACUUUUUCUACGGCCCAG